AGGCUACUGGAAGGGAAGUAUCUGUUACUUUGUCAGUUACUGUCAAGUGUGUGUAUUGUGAUAGUCGUUAAAAUUACUCGUAUAUGUAUGUGUCGUACAUGUUUAUAUAACAAAAGUUGUUUUCAUCUGUAGUGACGUUCAUCGGAUCGAAGGCCGCGUUUUUUGUGUUUAUUAAAAUUUCUGUGUAUCGUAGGAUCAGUAGGCUGGUAAUUAUUUUGGAAUAACAAAUAACUCAGUGUAGAGAAAGUACCUAGCUUACUUUGGCAUUCCUAUCUUCACUUAGCUAAAUUAAUUAGUGUGGAUUUUCUUAGUUUCACUGCCAAGCUUCUUUAUAAAAAAUAACAGGAGUUCCAGAGAACUCAGUGUAUAAUACAACGGGAUGUAGGGGUUUUCUGAUAAAAAUUGAUGGUAAUAUCUAUUACCUUUUGUUGGUCACUAAAGUUAUUAUUCAGAAGUAACUAAAUUGUAUUGCAUAGACAAGAGAUCCUAUCCUCUUCCGAAGAUGACAGUUCCUAGAUCAGGAUCACAAGUAAAAUAUGAGUUACUUGAAGAAAAUAAAAGAACUGCAGUUAAAGCAAGUCACUUGUGGUCAGCAGUCUUGUUAGUAAUUUUAAUCACAUGUUCAUCGAUAAUUGCGCUAUAUCUAACAUGGCAACAUAUGGUGAAUGUUUCAAAAGAACAAGAAAACUUGGAUUUCUUAAUGGUUGGACCCACAAAAUCAUCUGGAGGGUAUUCCUGGAAGUCCCGUCAGCUAGGGGGACUGUACAGUCAGGCGGAACGUGAGAUGAGUAGAGACCUACACUGGUCUCAACCGCACCUAGUGCUGAACAUGUCUCAUCAUGCAGAGCCACCAGAAUACAUGCUGGUGUGUUACUACAACUUGCCUAAUGGAGGCAGUACAGUAGUGCUUAAACCAGACCUGCUGGAUCCUGAUCUUUGCUCUCACAUUAACAUCGCAUUUGCUACUGUUGGCAAUGGCACUAUUCAACCCAAUCUACCCUCUGACCUUGAGGUUUACAAAGGGGUCACGGCACUGAAGAAAAAGAAUCCACGGUUGAAGGUGAUGUUGUCAGUGGAAUGGUUCACCAGCACAGGAGAAUUUGCAUGGAUUGUUUCUUCUCCGGAGAACAGAACACGGUUUGUCGAUGAGGCUGUCAAGUUCUUGGAAGCGUACGAGAUGGAUGGACUGGAUUUAGAUUGGGAGUUCCCUAACUGGCCAACUGUGGUCACCAACCAGACCAACUGUUUCACUGAGUUGCUGCGUCAGUUGUCCGCUAGUUUCAGGCAGCGGGAAUCUCCUCUGCUACUCAGCGUGGCAGCCGGAGCACCCAAACCUAUCAUAGACAACUCCUACAACAUCUCAGCUAUGGCAGACUAUAUAGACUUUGUGAACGUGAUGGCAUACGACUACCACAUGUACCAGCCGUAUCUGCCGCUGACCGGAGCCAACGCGCCACUAUACGAGCGUCAGGUAGAAAAGGGCUACUUCACCACACUUAACCUGAACUGGACUGCUGCCUACUGGUUGUAUAAAGGGAUGCCUGCAUCAAAAAUUAUAAUUGGAGUUCCGACUUAUGGGCACUCAUUCACGCUGCUUAACGAAGAAAACAAUGGAUGGGAUGCACCGAGCAGUGGCAUAGGCUCAGUGGGGUCAGAUGGGUUUGUCGCAUACCACGAAGUCUGCUCUUUCAUGAAUAACAAGGGAGUAAAGUCAGUGUUUGACUAUGAGAGUAAAGUGCCAUAUACUUUCAAAAACAAAGAAUGGAUAUCAUUUGACAAUGAACAGAGUGUUGCUUAUAAGGCUGAAUUCACGAAAGAACAUGGGCUGGGUGGAGUGAUGAUCUACUCCCUGAACACGGAUGAUGUGUUGCUCUCCUGUGGGGGGUCCUCCAGGUUCCCUCUGACAGCUCGGGUCCGGGAUGUUCUGCAGGAUGACCAGUUGUGACAGGUGGAGCGGGGCCUAGACAUCGCCCUUCACCUUCACCCCACGCUCUCAAUCAUUCGCUAACUUACUCUACUACUCUGCAGUGUGUCAAUCCUAUCAUACAAACUUUCAGUUACAUUCCAAUAUUUUGAUCCAAACUCAAAAUAAUUAAAUUUUUCCUAUGCAUUUGUUUACAUGCAUAAACACUCCAAUUUUAAUCAAUACAUCGUUAUCAUCACACUGUCCUGUGCCCCAGUA
Messenger RNA from Homalodisca vitripennis (glassy-winged sharpshooter), 2182 nucleotides. RefSeq names its product acidic mammalian chitinase-like. Gene Ontology annotation, molecular function: chitin binding; chitinase activity. Bases 503 to 1945 code for a protein of 480 amino acids. NCBI's taxonomy places the organism in Eukaryota, Metazoa, Arthropoda, Insecta, Hemiptera, Cicadellidae. Gene Ontology annotation, biological process: chitin catabolic process; carbohydrate metabolic process. The record is from RefSeq and is a predicted model, not a curated record. Gene Ontology annotation, cellular component: extracellular region. The transcript has 8 exons.